Messenger RNA from Hordeum vulgare subsp. vulgare (domesticated barley), 2805 nucleotides. Its product is annotated as receptor-like protein 2. The transcript has a single exon. The coding region runs from base 498 to 2633 and encodes 711 amino acids. The record is from RefSeq and is a predicted model, not a curated record. Gene Ontology annotation, molecular function: protein binding. NCBI's taxonomy places the organism in Eukaryota, Viridiplantae, Streptophyta, Magnoliopsida, Poales, Poaceae.
CUACUCCCUCCGUUCUUGAAUAUAAGUUUUUUUUUUAAAUUUCACUACGGAUUAUACAAUAUGAAUGAAUCCACUAUAUACAUUUGUAUGUAGUCCAUAGUAAAAUCUGUUGAAAGACUUAUACUCCUACGUUUCUUCUAAUUGAAAAGAAAUAUUAUUACUAGGCAAAUUUACAAUGAUUAAUGGCUGCUAUAUGUACUCCUACGACAGCUCAAAUGAACUACUCUAGUUUGCGUCAAAACGAUAUCAGCCCAAAAAUUCAAAAAGAGACCAUUUAACACGAAAAAAGAAGACUAUUCAAUUCAACUAAACUGCCAGGCACGCCAUAGCCGCUAAUUUCGUUUAGCACAAGAAUCAAAGUCAAGAGUCACCGGUCCUCCCGAGCCACGGAGUGAUGCUUCUUUCUCAUGCUCUUUCUUCACUAGACCGUUGAUACUUUACUCAGUCAGGGCACCAUUUAAGCAUCUGAUUUCCAUGCUUUGUUUCAUUACAACAACAUGCAGCCACUCUAUUUCCCAUACAUGAAGAAAUUUCACAUGCCUUCCCUUGGCUUGACCCUCGUGCUGUUGAUCUCCUUGGUGUCUACGACCAGCUCCUGCUCGGAGCAGGAGAAGACCUCCCUUCUUCAGCUCCUCGUUGGGCUCUCGCAGGACGGUGGACUCACGGCGUUGUGGCGGCGGGACACCAACUGCUGCACUUGGGAAGGGAUCACCUGCAACAAAGAUAGCAAGGUCACGGAUGUUUCUCUACCUUCUCAAGGCCUUGAGGGCUCCAUCUCACCGUUCCUUGGCAAUCUCACCGGCCUGUUGCACCUCAACCUAUCGCGCAACUCGCUGUCCGGUGGUUUGCCACUGGAAUUGUUGUCAUCCCAAAGUAUCAUCGUCCUUGAUGUCAGUUUCAACUGCCUGACAGGAGGCCCGAGUGAACUGCCGUCUUCAUCCCCUGCACGGCCUCUGCAGGUACUGAACAUAUCAAGCAACCUCUUUACAGGAAGGUUUCCAUCUAAUACAUGGGAGGCGAUGAAGAGCCUGGUUGCGCUCAAUGCUAGCAACAACAGUUUUACUGGGCAGAUAUCAACAACGCCAUGUCUUAACGCACCAUCUUUUGCUGUCCUUGAACUCGGCUACAACCAAUCCAGUGGCAGCAUCCCUUUUGGGCUCAGUAAUUGCUCCAUGCUGACAUUGCUCGGUGCCGACCAUAACAAUCUCAGUGGGACUCUUCCACAUGAGCUCUUUGAUGUUACCUCAUUAGAACACCUCUCUUUACCUAACAAUCGAUUAGAAGGCGAACUCAAUGGCAUCAUCAAGCUCACAAAUCUGGUCACACUUGAUCUUGGAGGAAAUGGGAUCAGCGGCAGUGUUUCAGAAUCUAUAAGUGCGCUGAAGAGAUUGGAGGAGCUGCAUUUGGAUCGUAACAACAUGUCAGGGGAGCUGCCAUCAGCUCCGAGUAACUGCAUGCAUCUCAUAACAAUUGACCUAAAGGGCAACAACUUCAGUGGAGAGCUUACCAAGGUCAACUUUUCAAACCUCCCAAAUCUAAAAAAGCUAGAUCUUCUGCACAACAGUUUCAUGGGAAGUGUACCAGAAAGCAUAUACUCGUGCAGCAAGCUAACUGCACUACGGCUCUCUGCCAAUCGUUUCCAUGGCCAAUUGUCAGAAAAGAUAGGAAAUCUGAAGUCUCUCUCGUUCCUCUCACUUGUUAAUCUCUCACUUACAAAUAUCACAAGGACACUUCAGAUCCUUAAGAGUUCCAGGAGUCUCACCACCCUUUUUAUUGGGCGUAACUUCAGGCAUGAGACCAUGCCAGAUUAUGACAGCAUUGAUGGUUUUCAGAAUCUUCAAGUUCUUUCUGUAUUUGAUUGUUCAUUGUCUGGAACAAUACCUGGUUGGCUAUCAAAACUACCAAAUUUGAGGAUGUUACUUUUACACAAUAAUCAACUCAAUGGACGAAUACCUGACUGGAUCAGCAGCCUAAGUUUUCUCUUCUAUCUAGAUAUAUCAAACAACAGCUUUACAGGAGAAAUUCCUAGUGCCUUAACGGAGAUGCCGAUGUUAGAAUCAGAUAAGACUGCAACAAAGGUCUUCUUUGAGCUGCCAGUCUAUAUUUUCAGUCCAUUUAUCCAAUACCUCAUGCCCAGCGCUUUUCCUAAAGUGCUUAAUCUAGCCACCAAUAAUUUCACGGGUCAGAUACCUGAGAAUAUUGGUCAGUUGAAAGCACUCAUUUCUCUGAAUUUGAGCUCCAACAGAUUAUCUGGAAAGAUCCCACAACAGAUUGGAAACCUCGCAAACCUGCAGAUGCUUGACUUGUCCAACAAUCAUCUCACUGGUACAAUUCCGGCCAGACUAAAUAGUCUGCACUUUCUUUCCAAGUUCACCAUUUCUGAUAAUGACCUUGAAGGCCCUACUCCAACCACGGGCCAACUUAGCACAUUUCCAGAUUCUAGUUUUGAUGGGAACCCAAAAUUGUGUGGUCCUAUGAUUGUAAGACAUUGCGAUUCAACAGAAGCAUGUCCAGUCUCCAUUGUCUCCACAAAACAUAUUGGCAGUGAGGUCAUAUUUGCGAUCGCCUUUGGUGUUUUCUUUGGAGUAGGAGUGCUAUAUGAUCAGAUAGUCUUAGCAAGAUAUUUUGGCUAAAGCCUUGUAACUGUUAUCACCACUGCGAACCAAGUCAGCGGUUCCUGUCCUAGCAAGAUCAACAUACCUGGUAAACCUGGUACUUGAGCCAGUGUUAUUCGGUCUGUGACUUCCCUUUCUAAAAGUUCCGGAUCAGAAGGGAUCGAAUUUGAUAAACCAGGAACUAUGUAAU